AUGGUUCAAUCGAAGCGACUGGACCCAGGGCCGCAAACAUUUGCUGAAAAAACACCAACAGAUCAAAACCAUCAAAAGAGAGCAACAGAUGAAGUUAUAGUGUACCUUACACCGAGUCAAAUUAAGGCACUUCAAGAAGGCAGAGGAUACCUCAACGCUGAGCCAGUUGAUCAAGCAGAAACAUCCCAGGAAAAUCAGGAAGAGCCAGAGCAGACGCAACAAGAAGAAGAAGGAGAAGAAGAAGGCGGUUUCCAACUAGGAUCACUCGAACUGAACUCUCAGUUGGAACAAGAUGAAAAUCAAGUGCCAUCAUCAAUACCUGUGGAGGAGCCCUCAUCAGAAGAAAUUGAAGAAGGUCCCCAAUUCCCUUGGAUCUACAGGCCACCACAGGACAGAAAAUUUGUCCCAUCGCCUGAGGACAAUUACGCCUACUUGCGUUACUUCCCCGAAACCGAAACACAAACAGAGGCAGCGCAAAUUGAAUCGGAGGAAAAUGAGGAAGAAAGCGAAGAAGCCCAACCUGAGAUACAGCAACAGCAACGAUUCAGACUGGUUCCAUACGAAGCCGCUACCGAGAAGAGUGAACCUAGCACAACUAAAGCUCCCCAAGAUGAACAAAUUAGAGAGCGUUGGUUACGCCUGUUGGAACAAAACCGAUCGCUACUGAGGAAGGCUCAAGAGAAAACAACAACCACCACAACCACGACGGAGCAACCACAAGCUGAACCUGGAACGACUCUAUCUAGGCUGCGAUUCUCGGCCCGGUACAACGACCAAAAGCAGGCGAUUGAAAACGAGGACCAGCGCAGGAAGAAUAUAUUGGACAAGCAAAAGGCCCUCAUUCGCGCCGAGGCGCGUGCUAACAACGCACCUGUAGUAGUCCGUAAGGAGGUUACAAUUACUAAACAGGCACCGUUGAUUAAACACAUUAAGGUACACACGCCCGUCCUUGUUCCGAUCCCGGAGCCUUUCGAAGUUAAAGUACCCCAUCCCUUCCCUGUGCCACUGGACAUAUUCAGACCGCUCUCAUCUCAAGCGAAGAAAGCUAAAAAGGCAGAGGCGAAGAAGUCUGCGGCCGCAGCCCGCGCCGAAGAGGAAAAGCCUAAAGUUUCGCCAAAGAAACCGGCUCAAUCCGCGGAAAAGGCCGCGGCGGAAAGGCGCGCGCCUGCUGACUCUAAGAAGGAGGUGACUGUGGAAGCCCCAUCACGUCAGCGAGGCCAGCCUGAGAGGAUAACAAUCAUCCGUCACAGCUGGGACAAG
Iphiclides podalirius (scarce swallowtail) is the source of this 1260-nucleotide messenger RNA. The record is from the annotation of a GenBank genome assembly. Lineage: Eukaryota; Metazoa; Arthropoda; Insecta; Lepidoptera; Papilionidae.